Molecule: messenger RNA, 6133 nt
Organism: Penaeus monodon (black tiger shrimp)
Lineage: Eukaryota; Metazoa; Arthropoda; Malacostraca; Decapoda; Penaeidae
Product: myosin heavy chain, muscle-like
Exons: 21
Coding region: 172-5994 (1940 amino acids)
Cellular component (GO): myosin complex
Molecular function (GO): ATP binding; cytoskeletal motor activity; actin filament binding
Source: RefSeq, a predicted model, not a curated record
CACCUUACUCUUUCUCAUCUAUAUAAAGCAAGCCCUUAAUCCUCAUGACCAGAAGACCUCUUCUCGUGGUUGGGACUGUAGCGCUGCGAACCUCGGUGCUGGAAAGCGCGUCGGAAAUCUGAAGGCCUUUUUGUGAGUCUCCCUUUGCCGCUUCCGAGUCCCGUCGCCACCAUGCCUGGUCACGUCGUCAAGAGCACCGGGCCCGACCCAGAUCCCUCCGAAUUUCUCUUUGUUUCGACGGAACAGAGGAUGUUGGACCAGACCAAGCCGUACGACCCGAAGAAAUCCUGCUGGGUCCCUGACGAUAAGGAGGGCUUCCUCGAAGGCAUGAUCCAGGCCACAAAAAGCGAUACGGUGCUGUCCAUUCAGCUGAAGAGCGGAGAGGUGAAGGAUUAUAAGAAGGAUGUUGUGAGCCAAGUCAACCCUCCGAAGUACGAGAAAUGCGAGGACAUGUCCAAUUUGACCUUCCUUAAUGACGCGUCUGUCCUCUACAAUCUCAAGACCCGUUACCAGGCCAGGCUCAUCUACACCUACUCUGGCCUCUUCUGCAUCGCCGUCAACCCCUACAAGCGCUUCCCCAUCUACACCAACCGCACCGUCAAGAUCUACCAGGGCAAGAGGCGUAAUGAGGUGCCUCCCCAUCUCUUCGCCAUUUCCGACGGCGCCUACAUGGACAUGUUGCAGACUUCGGUCAACCAGUCAAUGCUGAUUACCGGCGAGUCUGGCGCCGGCAAGACUGAGAACACGAAGAAGGUGCUGUCCUACUUCGCCAACGUCGGCGCCUCAACAAGGAAGAAGGAAGAUGCUCAUAAACCGAACUUGGAGGACCAGAUCGUGCAGACCAACCCUCCGCUAGAGGCUUACGGCAACGCCAAGACCACCCGUAACGACAAUUCCUCUCGCUUUGGCAAGUUCAUCCGCAUCCACUUCGCCCCCAACGGCAAGCUCUCAGGCGGCGACAUCGAGGUGUACCUGCUGGAGAAGGCUCGCGUCAUCUCGCAGUCGCCGGCAGAGCGAGGCUACCACAUCUUCUACCAGAUGAUGUCCGAUCAAGUAGAUUAUUUAAAGAAGUUGUGCAAUCUCAGUGACGACAUCUACGACUAUCACUACGUGUCUCAAGGCAAGGUCACUGUUCCUUCCAUCGACGAUAGAGAAGAUAUGGAAUUCACACAUGUAAGUUUAUUUUGUUCCCUUUUUUGUUAUUUAAUUUGCCAAAAGAGUUCUAAUAUAUAUAUACAUGUAUCAAAACAUUCUUUGCAGAAUGCUUUCACCAUUUUGAAUUUCACAAAUGAUGAGCGUGACAACUGCUACAAGAUUACAGCCACAGUCAUGCAUAUGGGCAACAUGAAGUUCAAGCAGAGGGGUCGCGAGGAGCAGGCUGAGCCCGACGGUACUGAGGCUGGGGAUCUUAUAGGUCCACUCCUUGGAACGCCAAGUGAAGAGCUGUACAAAAACCUCUGCAAGCCCAAGAUUAAGGUCGGUGCCGAGUUCGUCACACAAGGAAGAAAUGUCGCUCAAGUGUCCUACUCUGUUGGUGCUUUGGCAAAGGCCCUGUUCGACCGUCUCUUCAAAUGGAUCGUAAAGAAGUGCAACCAAACCCUCGAGACCGGCAUGAAGCGUGCCAUGUUCAUUGGUGUUCUCGAUAUUGCUGGCUUCGAGAUCUUUGAUUUCAACGGUUUCGAGCAGAUCUGCAUCAACUUCUGUAACGAGAAGUUGCAGCAGUUCUUCAACCACCACAUGUUCGUGCUUGAGCAAGAGGAGUACAAGGCCGAGGGCAUUGACUGGGUCUUUGUCGACUUCGGUAUGGAUCUGCAGGCUUGCAUUGAGCUCUUCGAGAAGAAACUCGGUCUCCUCUCCAUCCUCGAGGAAGAGUCCAUGUUCCCCAAAGCUACUGACAAGACGUUUGAAGAGAAGCUGAAGACCAACCACCUGGGCAAGUCCCCCUGCUUCAUCAAGCCUAAGCCUCCUAAGCCAGGCCAGGCUGAGGGUCACUUCGCCAUCGUUCACUACGCUGGCACUGUGACUUACAAUCUGAGUGGCUGGCUGGAGAAGAACAAGGACCCCCUCAACGACAGCGUCGUCGACCAGCUCAAGAAGUCCAAUAUGCCUCUCAUUGUGGAGCUUUUUGCAGAUCACCCCGGCCAAUCUGCUCCGGCUGAGGCCAAGGGAGGGAAGAAGGGCAAAAAAUCAUCUGGUGGCUUUAAGACCGUUUCUUCUGCUUAUAGGGAACAACUCAACAGCUUGAUGACAACCCUACAUUCAACUCACCCUCACUUUAUCCGCUGUAUAGUUCCAAAUGAGACGAAGUCCCCGGGAGUUGUAGACGCUGCCCUCAUCAUGCACCAGCUGACCUGCAACGGCGUGCUCGAGGGCAUCCGCAUCUGCCGCAAGGGCUUCCCCAACAGAAUUCCCUAUCCGGACUUCAAGCAUCGGUAUAAGAUCUUGGCUCCCGAUGUGAUGUUGAAGGAAAAGGACGAUAAGAAAGCAGCAGAGAAAACCUUCACUAAAGCUGGUCUCGACAAAGAACUGUACCGAUGUGGCAAGACAAAGGUAUUUUUCCGUGCUGGAGUCUUGGGUACCCUGGAAGAAAAGCGUGAUGAGAGGCUGGGAAAAAUCAUCACUUGGAUGCAGUCUUGGAUCCGUGGUGUGAUUGGGCGCAAGGAAUAUGGCCGUCUUCAGGAGCAACGUGUCUCCCUCGUAGUUCUUCAGCGGAACAUUCGCAAGUAUAUGGCCAUGAGCAACUGGUCUUGGUUCAUCUUCUGGCAGAAGGUCAAGCCCCUCAUCAACCAGCCAAGGCUUGAAGACGAGAUCAACAAGCUCAAGGACAGGGCUGAGAAGGCGGUUGGAGAUUUGGAUCGCGAAUCUACUCGUCGCAAGGAACUAGAAAAUUCUAAUGCAUCUCUCGUCGAGGAACUUAAUAAUCUGAAGACAACUCUUGAGUCUACGAAAGGAAACGUCGCGCAGUAUAUAGAAGCACAAGCCAAAUUGUCAUCUGAAAAAACCGACCUUGAAGCUCAACUAAAUGAUGCUUCAGCUAAGCUUCGACUCGAGGAGGAAACUCGCACUCAGAUGUUCCAAUCAAAGAAAAAGGCAGAGCAGGCUGUCAGUGCCAUGAAGAGGGAGCUGGAGGACUUUGAACUGAAUGUCCAGAAGAGUGAUCAAGAUAAAGCAACAAAAGACCACCAAAUACGCAACCUCAAUGACGAGAUAUCUCACCAGGAUGAUAUUAUUAACAAAGUUAAUAAAGAAAAGAAGCUCCUGCAGGAGAUGAACCAGAAAACUUCUGAGGAGCUUCAGUCUGUUGAAGAGAAGGCCAGCCAUCUCAAUAAAGUCAAGGCCAAACUGGAACAAACUCUUGAUGAACUAGAGAGCUCUGUUGAACGUGAGAAGAAGCUUCGAGGUGAGGUUGAGAAGUCCAAGAGGAAGGUGGAGGGCGAUCUGAAACUGACGCAGGAAACCGUUGCUGACAUCGAGCGUCGGCAGAAGGAUCUCGAGCACACCAUUCACCGAAAAGACAAAGAAAUUUCAUCCCUUGCUAAUAAGCUGGAGGAGGAACAGGGGGUAGUCUCGAGGGUGCAGAAGACUAUCAAAGAAGCACAGGCUCGCAUUGAAGAAUUGGAAACUGAAGCUGAGCACGAACGCCAGGCUCGGUCCAAAGCCGAGAAGGCCAAGAAUAACAUGCACCGCGAACUUACCGAUCUUAAUGAGCGCCUGGAUGAGGCUGGUGGAGCAACUGGAGCUCAGAUUGAACUCAACAAAAAGCGAGAGACGGAACUAUUUAAGCUCCGCCGUGAAUAUGAGGAAGCUGAUAUUCACCAUGAGACAGCAGUCGCCAAUCUCCGCAAGCGGCACAACGACGCGGUUGCUGAGAUGACGGAUCAGAUUGACCACCUUAAUAAAAUGAAAGCCAAGACAGAAAAAGAGAAGGAACUUAUGAAAUACCAAGCUGAAGAAGCUAAAGCUGCGAUGGACAACUUGGCUCGAGACAAGGCACUUGCUGAGAAGGCCAACAAGGGCAUCCAGCAGCAGAUCAACGACGUGACUGCCAGGCUGGAUGAAGCGACUCGAACUCUCAAUGACUUCGAUGCCCAGAAGAAGAAACUUGCUGUGGAGAACGGUGACCUCCUUCGUCAGUUGGAAGAGGCAGAAAAUCAGAUAAAUCAGCUGAAUAAUCUCAAAACUUCUCUUACAACUCAGCUGGAUGACACUAAAAAGAUAGUAGAAGAUGAAUCUAAGGAUCGUAGUGUCCUUCUUGGCAAGUUCCGCAACUUAGAGCAUGAUCUGGAUGGUCUUCGUGAGCAGCUUGAUGAAGAGACUGAAGCCAAGGCUGAUGCCAACCGCCAGCUGUCCAAGGCCAAUGCUGAAGCUCAUAUGUGGCGCUCAAAAUAUGAAACGGAAGGCAUUGCCCGUGCUGAAGAAAUCGAGGCCGCCCGCCUGAAGCUUGCCGCUCGUCUCGAGGAAGCUGAGGUGCAAAUUGAACAACUCAAUGUCAAGAAUAUGCAGCUGGAGAAGGCCAAGGGACACAUUCUCUCCGAAAUCGAUGAGAUGCAGCUUCAGGUAGACCGGGCUCAGGGUUUGGCUAAUGCUGCUGAAAAGAGGCAAAAGACCUUUGACAGGGUUGUUAAUGAGUGGAAGAUCAAGGUUGACCAACUGGCAACUGAGCUUGAUGCUUCUCAAAAAGAAUGUCGUCAGUACUCCACUGAGCACUUCCGCAUCAAGGCCAUGUAUGAGGAAAACCUGGAACACCUAGAUACUGUUCGUCGCGAGAACAAGAGUCUCGCUGAAGAGAUCAAGGACUUGAUGGAGCAGAUCAGCGAGGGUGGCCGCUCUCUUCAUGAGAUUGAAAAGAACGCCAAGCGUUUCGAGAUCGAGAAGGAGGAGCUUCAGGCUGCUCUUGAGGAGGCCGAAGCUGCCCUUGAACAGGAAGAGAACAAGGUUCUUCGUGGUCAGUUGGAGCUGAGCCAAGUCAGGCAGGAGAUUGAUAAGCGCAUUCAGGAGAAGGAAGAAGAGUUUGAUGCCACUCGUAAAUGUCACCAGCGUGCAAUUGAGUCCAUGCAAGCUUCGCUUGAAGCUGAAGCCAAGAGUAAGGCUGAAGCUCUUCGCAUGACGAAGAAGCUUGAGUCGGAUAUUAGUGAACUAGAAAUUGCUCUUGAUUUGGCUAACAAGGCCAAUAGUGAUAUUCAGAAGCAAAUAAAGAAAGCACAGAUUGAUGUGCGAGACAUGCAAGCCAGAAUGGAGGAAGAGCAGCGUCUUGCUUCUGAGUAUCGUGAGCAGUGCAGCGCCUCGGAGCGCAAAGCAAAUGCCGUAAACAGUGAAUUAGAAGAAUCACGCACGCUUUUGGAACAGUCGGACCGCGGCCGACGCCAGGCCGAGGCUGACCUUGCUGAUGCCUCUGAAACCAUGAGUCACCUUACAGCCCAGCAUGGAUCUCUCUCUAUGGCGAAGAGGAAGCUGGAAGGAGAACUGCAAACCCAACAUGCGGAACUCAAUGAUAUGUUAAAUGAAGCCAGACACUCCGAGGAAAAGGCCAAGAAGGCCAUGGUUGAUGCUGCUCGUCUGGCUGACGAACUCCGUGCUGAGCAAGAACAUGCCCAAACCCAGGAGAAGAUGCGUAAGGGACUGGAGUUAUCUGUUAAGGAACUUCAGACUCGCCUUGAAGAGUUCGAGGCAACCGCUCAUAAGACGGGCAGAAAAGCUAUCACUAAACUGGAAUCACGUAUCCGCGACCUGGAAACUCAGCUGGACGACGAGGCUCGCCGUCACGCCGACGCCCAGAAGAACCUGAGGAAGUGCGAGAGGCGCAUCAAGGAGCUCAGCUUCCAGUCCGACGAGGACAAGAAGAACCAUGAGAGGAUGCAGGACCUGGUCGACAAGCUCCAGCAGAAGAUCAAGACCUACAAGCGCCAGAUCGAGGAGGCCGAGGAGAUCGCCGCCCUCAACCUGGCCAAGUAUCGCAAGGCUCAGCAGGAGCUUGAGACAGUUGAAAGGCACUGAGCGUUUUGCACUUUCUAAACACCUACGCUUGAAGGCUUUUUAAAGUAAACAUCAAGAUAGUGUUUAGUGAAUGAACACAUUGAAGGCCUGUAAGUGUAGGAUGUAAAACAUUCAGAAAGACAUUAAAAUAUUAAACAUA